CUCCCACUUUUCUCCAUCCUCCGCUUCCAACACUCAAGAAAAUUUCCCAACUUUCACUUACCUUUCGGUCUCCAACACCUUCAAGCCGAAUGGCCGCCGCAGCUCCACCACCACCACCUUCCGCCGCCCCAGAACCUUCCAUGGCACCACCUGAAACCACCCCAUUAGGCCACCCUUUGUUCACCAGGAUCCGCCUAGCCACCCAUUUAGACAUCCCUUUCAUACACAAACUGAUCCACCAAAUGGCCAUCUUUGAACGCCUAACUCACCUCUUCACCGCCACAGAAUCAUCCCUCGCUUUCACCCUUUUCGACUCCCCUCCUUUCCGUUCCUUCACAAUGUUCAUCCUUGAACUUUCCUCUUCCCCCAUUCCUCCCCUCCCUUCCCCUUCCCCUUCCCCUUCCCCUUCCCCUUCUUUUACCCCCAUAGAAAAAACUUUUAACUUCGACAUCCUCAUAAACGACCCCGAAAAAGAUGCCUUCUCGGUUCAUUAUGGAAACGAUCAGGUUAUAAUCGGUGGGUUCGUUUUGUUUUUUCCAAACUACUCCACGUUUUUAGGGAAACCAGGGUUUUAUGUCGAGGAUUUGUUUGUCAGGGAAUGCUAUAGGAGGAAAGGGUUUGGGAAGUUGUUGCUCUCGGCGGUGGCGAAACAAGCGGUGAAUAUGGGGUAUGGGAGAGUGGAAUGGGUGGUUUUGGAUUGGAAUGUUAAUGCCAUCAACUUUUAUGAACAAAUGGGUGCCAAGGUUUUGCCUGAAUGGAGGAUUUGUAGGCUGACUGGUGAUGCUCUUCAAGCUUAUGAACAUGCCGAUCUUUAGCUUUUCUUAUGUGAGGUUUUUAAUAAAGAAAUGAAGGGGUUUCCUGGUUUUUAGUUGUAUUACCAGUUGGCCAAAAACUGAAACUUCAGAAGUUUCAAGUUUUUGGUUUUUUUUUUUAGUUAUAUUCCUUGUUUAAAGAUGCUAACUUUUAGUUUCAGAAGUUCUGAUAGCAAAUUUCUAUGUUGUUGUGGUUUGUUUUACUGUAAUUUUUUGCUAUCAAAAUAGUGUUUAGAGUCAUUUUCUGAAUUUUUGCAAUUCUUGAUUGGAGGAACUUAUUGGUAGCCAUACAAUCCAAUCCAAGAACUUCUCAGAACUUGUAGUUUUGUUUUCAGUUGCUGAAUGCUUUGUUUAAAAUAAAAAUGAAUUUAACCCA
Messenger RNA from Durio zibethinus, 1188 nucleotides. RefSeq names its product GCN5-related N-acetyltransferase 8-like. The record is from RefSeq and is a predicted model, not a curated record. Gene Ontology annotation, molecular function: N-acetyltransferase activity. Lineage: Eukaryota; Viridiplantae; Streptophyta; Magnoliopsida; Malvales; Malvaceae.